Molecule: messenger RNA, 1368 nt
Organism: Gavia stellata (red-throated loon)
Lineage: Eukaryota; Metazoa; Chordata; Aves; Gaviiformes; Gaviidae
Gene: SETD6
Product: SET domain containing 6, protein lysine methyltransferase
Exons: 9
Coding region: 1-1368 (455 amino acids)
Biological process (GO): peptidyl-lysine monomethylation
Cellular component (GO): nucleus
Molecular function (GO): protein-lysine N-methyltransferase activity; protein binding
Source: RefSeq, a predicted model, not a curated record
AUGGCGUCGGCGCCCAAGAGGCCCAAGGCGGCCGCGGGGAGCAGCGCCCGGGGGGCGGGCAGCGCCGAUCCCCUCGCCGGCUUCCUGGCGUGGUGCGGGCGGGCCGGGGUGGAGCUCAGCCCCAAGGUCCGGCUGAGCAGGGAGGGCGCGGUGGCGGGGUACGGGAUGCUGGCGGCCGAGGAGCUGGAGGGGGGAGAGGUCCUCUUCACCGUCCCUCGCUCGGCACUGCUGUCCCAGCACACCAGCUCGCUCCGGGCCCUGCUGCAGGCAGCCCAGGAGUCCCUGCAGAGCCAGUCGGGCUGGGUGCCGCUCCUGCUGGCCCUGCUACACGAGUACACGGCCAGCAACUCCCACUGGCAGCCUUACUUCUCCCUCUGGCAGGACUUCAGGAGCCUGGAUCACCCCAUGUUCUGGCCUGAAGAAGAGCGAACAAGGCUCCUGCAGGGCACAGGCAUCCCAGAAGCAGUGGACAAGGACCUGGCUAACAUCCACCUGGAGUACAGCUCCAUCAUCCUGCCUUUCAUGGAGUCCCACCCCGACAUCUUCGACCCCAAGCUGCACACGCUGGAGUUGUACAAGGAGCUGGUGGCAUUUGUCAUGGCCUACAGCUUUCAGGAGCCUUUGGAGGAGGAAGAUGAAGAUGAGAAGGGGCCCAAUCCUCCGAUGAUGGUGCCUGUAGCAGAUAUUUUGAAUCACGUGGCCAACCACAACGCCAACCUGGAAUACUCCCCUCAAUGUUUACGAAUGGUUACAACACGGCCCAUCAGCAAAGGACAAGAGAUCUUCAACACGUACGGGCAGAUGGCCAACUGGCAGCUCCUACACAUGUAUGGCUUCGCGGAGCCGUACCCUGGCAACACCAACGACACGGCCGACAUCCAGAUGGUGACAGUACGCAAGGCAGCACUGCAGCGUGCCAAAAGCGAAGCGCAGCGGCAGCUGGUCUCAGAGCAGUGGGACUUCUUGUGCCAGCUGGAGAUGGUGGGGGAGGAAGGCGCCUUUGUGCUGGGCUGGGAUGAGGUGCUGACAGAGGAAGAGCUGUCCAUGACCCUGAAGGUGCUGUGCAUGUCCGAAGAAGAAUUCAAGGAGUAUAAGGAACAAGAUGGCUGGGAAGACGACAGUGAGGAAGAGGAAAACUCUACCCUUUCUAACGAGGCUCUCUCCAGACUUAAAACGCCUUGCAAGAAGCUCCUUUAUGACAGCGUGCUGCUGACCCUGGAGUCCUACGGGUCAGACUUGAAAGCAGAGCAGGACUUGCUAAGUAACAAGGAAGCUUAUGAGAAACUGAGUCGAAGGGAGCAGCAAGCUUUGCAUGUGCGCUAUGGACAGAAAAGGAUCUUGCAUCAGCUGCUAGAGCUGGUAUGCUAG